This is a messenger RNA of Scophthalmus maximus (turbot), 1751 nucleotides long. It is a transcript of the gene chac1, whose product is annotated as ChaC, cation transport regulator homolog 1 (E. coli). NCBI's taxonomy places the organism in Eukaryota, Metazoa, Chordata, Actinopteri, Pleuronectiformes, Scophthalmidae. Gene Ontology annotation, molecular function: glutathione specific gamma-glutamylcyclotransferase activity; gamma-glutamylcyclotransferase activity. The record is from RefSeq and is a predicted model, not a curated record. Gene Ontology annotation, cellular component: cytoplasm. Bases 644 to 1255 code for a protein of 203 amino acids. The transcript has 3 exons. Gene Ontology annotation, biological process: glutathione catabolic process.
CAGAGUGACGAGUUUCACUGAAAGUCCCGCCUUAUUCGGCGCACAGAAAUCGGAUUGGGUGGAAUUUGAUCGCGGAGGAGUCCUCCUUGAAUGUAAUUGGUCGAAAACGUUCGCACGGACUUGCCCACCUUCCCAUCGCUGUAUAAAUGCGCGAGAGCUGCUGCGCCAUGUUAUCGAGGAAGGCGUUUGAGAUCACGACCGCACCUAGAAGAGAGAACCAACGGUUAGUCGCUAGAAACUCCGCCAUCACCGAAUCAAACGAGUUUUGUUUAUUUUCAUUCGUUAGCUUUACAUCUCCGUCACCGGCCGGCGAAGCAGCUGGCCGAGACGCUUUUCGAUUUUUCCCACUCGCUAAUCUUUAGGCCCAAGCGGCUGCCAUGGAUUUUUAAGGCAUAAUGCGGCGCGUCUAAGGCAAUGGCAAUGCAUCAUGCAAGGCAAACUCACCAGCGACCCUCCGUCCCCACAACUGCCAAGCAGUUGGGCUCGAAUACCGUCCGCGGUAUACCUGCGAGCCAGCCGGUGCCCCUGCUCCUGGACCGGAGGAAGCUAACGCUAGCGAGCUAGUCGCAUUAGCGCGCAGGCGUCGCGUGAAGUAUACCCGACCCAUCGAUUCAUCCGAACGUCAUCAACACUGCCGAUCAACAUGAAGCCUCAAGACAUCGUCGCCGCGAAGGCCAGCCUGUGGAUCUUCGGGUACGGGUCACUGGUGUGGAAGCCCGACUUCAAGUACAGGAGGAGCGAGGUCGGCCACAUCCAGGGCUACAAGAGACGUUUCUGGCAUGGAGACAACUUCCAUCGCGGCAACGACGAGUUGCCCGGAAGAGUGGUGACGCUGAUCGAAGAUGAUGACGCGAGCACCUGGGGUGUGGCGUUCGAGGUCACGGGCUCUCAAGUGGAAGAGUCCCUGAAGUACCUCGACGUGCGCGAGACCGUCUGCGGUGGCUACGUCACCAAGAUGGUGGAUUUCUUCCCCCAGGGGGAGAGCCAGCCGCCGGUCCAGGCGCUGGUGUACAUCGCCACCGCGGACAACGCCAUGUACCUGGGGCCGGCCGGUCCGGAGGAGAUCGGCGCCCAGAUUGCUGUGUGCAGAGGGAAGACGGGCCACAACCUGGAGUACCUGCUCCGGCUGGCCCAGUUCAUGAGGAGCAGCUGCCCAGAUGUGGAGGACCAUCACCUGUUCUCCAUCGAGACGGCGGCACUGACCGUGGUGUCCUGUCUGUUAGCAGCCAGUAGUUCGUACCCUGUGUCCAACUAGCUUAUUGUGGAUGAAUACAUUACACUACACACAACACUGAGGCUAUUCCUCCGUCAGGCCAGUCAACCUGGGUUUUAUGUUGUGAAAUCUACACUCACUGUACCAUCCAGUCUUCAUGCAUCCAUUAAAUGCUACUGAAGUGAUGACAAAAUAAAUGCACGAUAUCAAGUUUAUUUAUUUUUCUUUCUGGAGCUUGACUUCAUGUUCACAUUAUAAUGCAAACCUUGCGCACGUUUGUACAUCUACAAAGAGCACGAUCACUGACUUGUUAACUGUAAAAAUCUGUUUUUAAAAGACAUCUUACGACUUCAUUUUUAUUUGCACAGUUCUGAUUCCGUCCCGCGCAUUCAGACGGCGCAGCAGUUCAUUGUGGUUGUUCAGAAAAUUCACCAAAUGGCUGCUGUGACGUACUGUAAAGGUGUUUAAUUUGAAUUUUGAUGGAAGUUGCUUGCAACAUUACUGUCCCAUGAAUAUGUCAAAUAAAAAGUCAAAAGAA